GGCAAGCUAGCUUUCUAAGGCUGCUGUAUACGCCGAACAACACCUCUAUAUUUACUGCCUCAACUGUCCGUACCAACGAUACACAUCACCUCGCCAGCUAUGCCACUACCAUACGUACCAAACAUCCCUUUCUUCAUGCAUUGCCUCGUCGAGACGGCCGCCUCCGUCAACUUCAUCUUCAACCCCGAGCAGCUCCCCUCCGAUACUCUCCAGACCAGUGCAAUCAGCCUCUAUUAUGUCACUCUCCUCUCCGUUUCUGUCGCGAUUAGUUCAAUAUUUGCCUCCUGCCCUAUUGAUCGCAUCAGCGGAAGGGUCGCUGGAGCUUUGAGUUGGUAUCAUCUUGCCGUGUUGUACAUUACCAUCUUAAAGUUAGUGUAUGGGGAUGAUGAGUAUGGGCAAAGGUUGGGAGGGCCCUGGGUACACUUGAUAGCGCAUGGGGCUUGUUGGCUGUCCUUGGUUGAGCUCUGGCUACGAGGGGGAGAGUGACAAUAAGAUGAUGAGCUGUCUUCGACCUUCACCUGAAGUCGAGGAAUUGACGGCAUUUGGUUCACUGUUCAACGAAUUUCUGCC
Messenger RNA from Amorphotheca resinae ATCC 22711, 570 nucleotides. RefSeq lists its product as hypothetical. Bases 100 to 486 code for a protein of 128 amino acids. NCBI's taxonomy places the organism in Eukaryota, Fungi, Ascomycota, Leotiomycetes, Helotiales, Amorphothecaceae. The transcript has a single exon. The record is from RefSeq and is a predicted model, not a curated record.